CCUCGGGCAACUCACCUGAGGGCGGAGGGUUCGGCGUGCUUGGUCUGCAGCCGGAUUGACCUCGCGGAGCCAUGGAAAGUGGCUUCAGUUCCGAUUUCGGGGGCUCCGGCGGCGGGAAACUGGAUCCGGGUGCCAUCAUGGAGCAGGUGAAGGUCCAGAUUGCCGUGGCCAACGCGCAGGAGCUGCUACAGAGGAUGACCGACAAGUGUUUCCGGAAGUGCAUUGGGAAGCCGGGGAGCUCUUUGGACAAUUCGGAACAGAAAUGCAUCGCCAUGUGUAUGGACCGGUACAUGGACGCCUGGAACACCGUGUCCCGGGCCUAUAACUCAAGACUGCAACGGGAACGAGCCAACAUGUAAAGAAGAGGUGGGGAGCCAGCCUGGGGUCCACCCCAGUCUUCCCUCGUGCCCACCUCGUGUCCAUCUCUAUAAAUGUACUUUGUGAGGCACGUGCCAGCCAACACACGCCUGCUGCCUGCCUUGGUGUACGAGAAUGGCACGACUGUGAGGGGACAUUUGGGACUCACACCUGCAACCUGUGCCACUUGGCUUGGGGGUCUCUGACUUUGCCCAAGCCUAGCAGCUCGGUGGACUUUCUCUGGGCCCGGCAGUCACCAGCCCCUGCCCUGGUGCACCCGGUUCUAGCCCGGGCCAAGAACCCUCCUUUGGACCUUGGGGUGUAGGGGGAGACCCCAUCUUAGCUGUGGCCUUCUGAGGAUGCACCAAUAAAUUGCUGUGCCUGGGGCAGAGAAAACCCCUGCACUUUCCCUGGGGAA
Molecule: messenger RNA, 775 nt
Organism: Cavia porcellus (domestic guinea pig)
Lineage: Eukaryota; Metazoa; Chordata; Mammalia; Rodentia; Caviidae
Gene: Timm13
Product: translocase of inner mitochondrial membrane 13
Exons: 3
Coding region: 72-359 (95 amino acids)
Source: RefSeq, a predicted model, not a curated record